UCAGCCUGCUGACAGUCAGUGCACAGUGUGCUGAGUCUGGAGGUGUCUGCGCUUUUGCUGCUGCUGGCUGAGGUCCGCCCGUCCCAGUGAUGGGGAGAGUAAGCCUUGGAGCUCCCGGCUAACUCAGCUGUCCUUACCCCUGGCAAUGCCCUCUCUCCCUGGCACUGCCCUUGCCUUCCCCACCUGGAUUAUUGCCUAGUGCCACCUUGCCGAGCUCCACUUGCUGUCGGUGUGCCCUGGCUGCAAUCAUGCUAAGGAGGAUCCUGCUGAGUGUCUUCAUGGUGACUGUGAUGGGCAGGGGGAGUGCACUGCAGUACGCCAGCGAUAUGUGCAAUUGGAAAGGAAGCGGGUUGACCCAUGAACCGCACAAGAAGGAAGUGGAGCAGGUGUACCUCCGUUGUUCGGAAGGAUCGGUCGAAUGGCUGUACCCGACGGGAGCCCUCAUCGUCAACCUCUUCCCCAAUACCUUGUCGUCCGUUUCUGAGCACUUGACUGUUUGCAUAAAACCUUUCAAAGACUCCAAAGGAUCUAAUAUUUAUUUGGAAAAAACUGGAGAACUCAAGAUGUUGGUUCGGGACGAGGAAAACCUUCCUCACAAGGUCUAUUGCUUUUCCCAGGAACAAGGACUGUUGUUCGUCGAGGCCACCCCACAGUUGGACAUUAGCCGAAAAAUCACCGGCUUCCAGUAUGAGCUAAUUAGCCAGAGGACGCUCUCAGACUUGCACGCUAUUUCCGAUCCCUGUCGACCCUGCAGUGACACGGAGAUCCUGCUAGCAGUGUGCAUUAGUGAUUUUGUUGUCAAAGGUUCUAUCAAAGAAGUAACCAGUGACCUUGAACAGCAGGAAUCCAUCAUUUCCGUUUCCAUCAACAGACUUUACCGACAGAAAAGCAAAAUCUUCCAACCCAGCCAACAACAAUUGGGUUGGGAAGGGCAGAUAAGGACGCCUCUGGAAUGUGGCGUCCAAGCAGGACUGGGGGAGUUCUUGUUCACUGGACGUAUGCACUUUGGGGAGCCCCGAUUGGGCUGUGCGCCACGGGAUAGGGACUUCCGGAGGAUAUAUCUUGAAGCAAAAAGUAACGGAUUAAACCCAUGUGAAAUUAACACGGACUGAAAGACCAAGCGUCUUGCCGUGAUUUUCUAGACUUGUUCUUUGUCUCAGAUGUUGGGACGGACUUUUUUGAGAAUAGCGAAUACUUGGAAGGAUACUAAGACUUUUUUUUUUUUCCUUUUUAUAAGUGGUCGCAGGUCUACCUAUCCGCCGACGUAAGCUGUUACACUAAAGUGUUGGAGGUACGAAAUGGGCCCGGCCCAAACUCGCCACUGUACAAGACUGCCAUUUUAAGUCUUGCGUCGCAAACCCUAAGUUAUUAUUUUUCUUAAAGAUUAUUUCAAGU
Nanorana parkeri is the source of this 1395-nucleotide messenger RNA. It is a transcript of the gene METRNL, whose product is annotated as meteorin like, glial cell differentiation regulator. Gene Ontology annotation, molecular function: hormone activity. The transcript is spliced from 4 exons. NCBI's taxonomy places the organism in Eukaryota, Metazoa, Chordata, Amphibia, Anura, Dicroglossidae. Gene Ontology annotation, biological process: positive regulation of brown fat cell differentiation; energy homeostasis. The record is from RefSeq and is a predicted model, not a curated record. Bases 249 to 1112 code for a protein of 287 amino acids.